AGCUGAAAUACGUCACAACCAGACGUAGAGGAUGCUGGGGGGAGAGGGCAAAGAUGGCGCGCUCCACCAACAUGGGACGUGAAGGGAAAGACACAUCUCAGGAUAGAGGAGCUUCUAACGCAGAUCUCUUACUACACCCCGAGCUCCUGUCUCAGGAGUUUAUCCAGUUGGUUCUGAAUGAGAAAAAGAUAACCAGUGGAUACGAUGGGAGCCGCGACCAGCUCACUGCUCUCUACCUCCGGCACGUCAUCCCCCUCCCGCAGAGAGCGCUGCCAAACAACCGCUGGGGAAAGAGGAUGGAGCAGACUCGAGCGCGACAGAGCACAGCCAGCGGACAGUCUCAUAGCUUCAGUGACGACCACAACAGGAAGAGGCCUCUGAUCGUGUUCGAUGGCAGCUCCUCUAAAAGUGGCCCCGUCAGACUGAAAAAGCCAGAGGGUCAGACCUCGGGGUCUGGCAUGACAGACAGAAUCAAGCCCCCUCCCUCCAUGAACCUCUUCAGCCCCAUACGCAAGCUGUCCAGCACCACCCCUACCCCCUCGUCUUCCCACAGCCCGGGAGGCCCCCAUAGGAGUCCCACUGAGAAUAAGGGUCUGGGGAGCCCCCCCUCCUCCCCCAAGUCAGUUAAUCUCAAACGGGAGGCAGACAGCUCGGGUGAACUCAAAGAAAAGAAAAAGAUCCAGAAAGUGACAUGGCCCUGACCCUGGACCGUACCGAGAGACCUACCACUCCACCAUAGAGCAGUGAUGAGCCACCUCACACUGGGGCAUUCUCUGCCAGAGUCAGGACAAUCACAGAACUACUCAAAUUUUUAGGGUGGUGACAUCAGUCCUCAUUUACCUACCUUACCCCAGAACUGCUCUCUGACCCUUUACCUGACCCUCAAGUGUCCUUACAGUGAGUACUCUGCUCCUGGGACUUUACUGACUCUUACUGCAGACGUGGCACCACAAUAUUUCUAUGUUCAUAAGUAUUUUGUGGAAUAAGCAGUUUAACCCUCAAUUCUGCUCUAUGCAUUAUAAUUCUGUGAUGUGACCUACCUGAAAUCCUCUUAGAAUAGUUAGAGUUCAGCCUUCCAGUGCUGUUAGAGCUUGAGUUGAGGAGGUUGAUGGUGUUUAACUUAAUAGGAAAACUAUGCUAAGUUGUUAUGCAUCUUCGUACGUCUGUGUGGCCGUACCAAAUCCACAGUGGGGCAUGACGGGUAAGGGAUUUCUCUGGGUUUUGAUCCUGAUUUAGAUGGAAUCCUCAGUAGGGGGAAACAUUGCCACUGGCCGCCCCACCACCGUUAUUGUUGGUGAGGUGCAUCGUCAUUGUAAAACUCAUUGCAGUACAUAUUGGGGGGGCUGUGUUUUGUUGUUUGCAGGAACUUCUUUGCUGUUUCACCAUUUAAGGAUUCCAGAUUUAUUGUAUUGGUACUGUGACACUUGCAUUUAUAAUGGGAUGUUUAGCUAGUGUGCCUUGCCUUGAGUGGGGGUGCAUUUGAAUUAAAUGGAAGUGAACCCCUAGAUGGUGCCAGAGACUCAGUCCUGCAUGAUUUGCAAGUGCCUGAGAAAGACUUUGCUCCUGGUCUAGGAUCAGAUUAGCCAACCUUGAAUCCUACUCUUAACCAUUAAGGCAUCAAAGCAUACCUGACCCAGGACCAGCAGUUAGGGGCAACUUGUACCACCUCAAUGGCAUUGUUCAGCUUUUCACCAAAUGUAUUUAGCCGUCACUACAUUCCUAUAAUGUAGAUUAUGGGAAGUGCCCAUCCACUGCCCCUUGUUGGACCCCAAACUCUAACUCUGCCACCGCAGCUCAAAAAAAUCCUAGAGGAAACACUUAACUUCAUGUCACUUCCUUAGUCAUACAAGGUGUACAGCAGUUGGUGUAUUUUUAUACUUCUUUAUUUGGACUUCAGACACUGACUUCCUGUCAGAGCCCUUGGAAAAUGACUGAUAAGAUACAUGUCUGUUGGCUCUCACCUUAAUAGGCAUGGCUCAUGGUUACCAAGCAUUUGCACCAGUGUCAGUCAAAUGUAUAUGUGUUGGGGGUGAUAAUAAACAGAGAUUUAAAACCAAACUGUCAUUAUUUA
Messenger RNA from Salvelinus fontinalis (brook trout), 2071 nucleotides. It is a transcript of the gene tslig2, whose product is annotated as chromosome 23 C2orf49 homolog. Gene Ontology annotation, cellular component: tRNA-splicing ligase complex. Gene Ontology annotation, biological process: embryonic morphogenesis. Lineage: Eukaryota; Metazoa; Chordata; Actinopteri; Salmoniformes; Salmonidae. The record is from RefSeq and is a predicted model, not a curated record. The transcript is spliced from 4 exons. The coding region runs from base 54 to 701 and encodes 215 amino acids.